UUCCUCUUUUUUCUCUCACAACUUUCAAAAAACCCUUCUCAUAUUUUUCAGAAACAGAAACAGAAACAACGAACACAAUAUCAACAACAACAUGGUAGUUCACAAGUUUAUGUUUAUCUCAAUUUUAAUAAGUUUUAUGUUUGUAACAAAAACCUUAGCACAACAACAAACAUGUCAAAAACAAACCUUCACAAACAACGAGGUAUUCAGUUCAUGUCGGGAUCUACCACAACUUACCUCGUACCUUCACUGGACCUACGACCAAACAUCAGGAAAACUAGACAUAGCAUUCAGACACACAGGAAUCACAUCAACAAACAAAUGGGUCGCUUGGGCUAUUAACCCAAAAAGUGAUCUUUCACAAUCCAUGGUUGGAGCACAAGCUUUGGUUGCUAUUCCACAAUCUAGUGGUGUUCCAAAAGUUUAUACUUCAUCAAUUUCUGGUUACAGUACUCAAUUGACACAGAGUAAUAUUAGUUUUACUCAUUCGAGAUUAACUGCUACACAUCAGAAUGGUGAGAUUACAAUUUAUGCUACGAUUAAUCUUUCAAAAGGGACAACUUCUUUUGUUCAUCUUUGGCAAGAUGGUCCUAUGUCUGGUUCUAGUAUUCAAGCUCAUGAUUUGGGUACUGCUAAUCAACAAGCUAAGGAAAGUUUGGAUCUUCUUUCUGGUGUCACUCAACACGGAUCAACUGGUGGUUCGCGCAGUAGAAGAAGAAAUACUCAUGGAGUGCUAAAUGCAGUGAGUUGGGGAAUCUUGAUGCCCUUGGGUGCCAUAAUAGCAAGGUACUUGAAGGUGUUCAAGUCUGCAGACCCUGCUUGGUUUUAUCUUCAUGUUACCUGCCAAACAGCUGCUUACAUAGUUGGUGUUGCUGGAUGGGGAACUGGUCUCAAACUCGGCAGUGACUCGCCUGGCGUUACAUAUUCAACUCAUAGAACACUCGGGAUCGUCCUCUUCUGCCUUGGAACCCUUCAGGUUUUCGCUCUGCUACUAAGGCCAAACAAAGAUCACAAAACCAGAUUCUACUGGAAUCUUUACCAUUGGGGAAUCGGAUACGCCACUAUAAUCAUCAGCAUCGUCAACAUCUUUAAAGGGUUCAGUGCAUUGGAGGUGUCAGCAGGUGAUCGGUACGACAACUGGAAACAUGCUUACAUUGGCAUUAUUGCAGCUUUGGGUGGCAUUGCUGUAUUUUUGGAAGCUUACACAUGGAUCAUUGUGAUCAAGAGGAAGAAAUCAGAGAACAAGUUUUCACAAGGAGUUAAUGGAACAAAUGGUGUUAAUGGAUAUGGUUCUAGGCCACAGCAGGUGUAGGACCAGUGGCUAGAGAUAGAUAUAGACACUUGAUUUUGGUUUCUGAGUUCUCUCUAUAUAUAUAUGAGUUUUGUUGUUAGACACUUUUUGUAUAUUUUGUUGCAUGAGUGUAUUUAGAUUAUUCUUUCAUAGGAUAGUGAAAAUCCUGGACUGUGGUUUUCUCCAUGCUAUUCCAGAGGAUACUUUGUAUCACUUACAUACAUAUUUGUAUUUUUUCUAAUUUACUUUUAUCUUUCUGUUUUA
Cicer arietinum (chickpea) is the source of this 1555-nucleotide messenger RNA. Its product is annotated as cytochrome b561 and DOMON domain-containing protein At4g17280-like. Lineage: Eukaryota; Viridiplantae; Streptophyta; Magnoliopsida; Fabales; Fabaceae. The record is from RefSeq and is a predicted model, not a curated record.